Molecule: messenger RNA, 2580 nt
Organism: Vicia faba (fava bean)
Lineage: Eukaryota; Viridiplantae; Streptophyta; Magnoliopsida; Fabales; Fabaceae
Source: the annotation of a GenBank genome assembly
AUGUCUGGAAACAACUUGGAGGGCAAAAUUCUAUCCCUUCACAACAUGACUUCUUUGAGGGUGGUUAGAUUUGAUGAGAACAAUUUAAAUGGAAGUCUACCAAAUGACUUUUUCAACCAACUUCCUCUACUUGAAAAUUUUACUUUAUACUCCAAUCAAUUUGAAGGAAGCAUUCCACAAUCAAUUGGAAACUGCACAUCUCUCACAUUCUUAGGUCUAGCAACGAACUUUUUCUCAGGUUGGAUACCAGAAGAAAUUGGCUAUCUUGACAAACUUAAGUUUCUAAUAUUGGCAAACAAUAGCUUAACUGGUUCUAUUCCUUCCAAACUCCUCAACAUGUCUACAUUGACAUACUUGCAUCUUGAACAAAAUUACAUGUCAGGCAAAAUUCCAUCAAAUGCAAGAUAUAGCCUUCCUAGCAUGCAACAACUACACUUGAGUUUUAACAACUUUGUUGGAAAUAUUCCAAAUAACAUAUUCAAUGCUUCUAAGCUCAUUCAAUUACAAUUGAGUUACAAUGCAUUCAAUGGAACUCUACCCAAUAUUGCUUUUGGAGAUUUGAGGUUCCUUCAAGGGUUUCUCGUAAAUGACAACGAUUUAACCAUAGAUGAUACUCUUCAACUCUUUACUUUCCUGGCAAGUUGUAGACAAUUGAAAUAUAUAGACAUAUCAAGAAAUCAUAUACAAUCCAGACUUCCUAAGUCAAUUGGAAACAUAACUUCAGAAAGCUUUAUGGUUGAAUCAUGUGGAAUUGAUGGUGAUAUUCCCCUAGAAGCUGGAAACAUGAGCAACUUGUUAUAUUUUUCUCUAAAUGGGAAUAAUAUAAACGGACCAAUACCUGGAACAUUCAAAGGGUUACAAAAACUUCAGAUGUUGGAUCUUGGCAACAAUGGAUUGCAAGGAUCAUUUAUUGAGAAGCUUUGUGAACUUGGGAGUUUGAGUGAGUUGUAUCUACAAAAUAAUAAGCUUUCUGGUGUUUUACCAACUUGUUUGGGAAAUAUGAUUUCUCUGAGAAAGUUACACAUAGGAUCCAACAAGUUCAACUCAAAGAUACCUUUCUCUCUUUGGGGUCUUAGAGAUAUCUUGGAGGUAAAUUUGUCCUCUAAUAUUUUCAUGGGAAAUCUUCCACCUGAUAUUGGGAACUUGAGAGCAAUCAUACUAUUAGAUCUAUCAAGUAAUCAAAUUUCAAGCAACAUUCCUUCAACAAUCAGUUUCAUAAAAACUUUGCAGAAUCUUUCCUUAGCGCAUAACAAACUUUACGGGUCGAUUCCCACAUCACUUGGUGACAUGGUAAGCUUGAUCUCCUUGGACUUGUCCCAAAAUUUGUUAACCGGUGUUAUUCCAAACACCUUAACAUCUCUUUCGUAUCUUCGAAACAUCAAUUUUUCAUACAAUAGAUUACAAGGAGAGAUUCCUGAUGGUGGACCUUUCAAGAAUUUCACAGCUCAGUCAUUUAUGCAUAAUGAAGCACUUUGCGGAAAUCCUCGCCUACAAGUACCUCCAUGUGGUACACAAGUUAAAAAAAAAUCACUGGCAAAGAAUUUAUUACUCAAAUGCAUACUUCCGAUAGUUGUUUCGAUCACUGUGGUUGUUGCAUGCAUAAUACUUUUAAAAGUUAAUAAAAGAAAAAAGGUUGAAAAUAUUCUUGAAAGAGGUUUAUCAACUUUAGGGGCUCCAAGAAGAAUUUCCUACUAUGAACUUGUGCAAGCAACAAAUGGAUUCAAUGAAGAUAAUCUAAUUGGAAGGGGUGGCUUUGGCUCUGUGUAUCAGGGAAAACUUCUUGAUGGUGAGAUGAUUGCAGUAAAAGUAAUUGGUUUGAACUCAGAGGCAAAAUCAAAAAGCUUUGAUACAGAAUGCAAUGCAUUGAGAAAUUUAAGACAUCGAAAUUUAGUUAAGAUUAUCAGCAGUUGCUCAAAUCUUGAUUUCAAGUCAUUAGUGAUGGAGUUCAUGUCAAAUGGAAGUGUGGACCAAUGGUUAUAUUCAGAUAAUGUUUACUUAAAUUUCAUGCAAAGGUUAAAUAUAAUGAUAGAUGUUGCCUCUGCAUUGGAAUAUCUGCAUCAUGGUUCUUCAACACCCGUGGUUCAUUGCGAUCUAAAGCCUACUAAUGUAUUGUUGGAUGAUGAUAUGGUUGCACGUGUUAGCGAUUUUGGUAUUGCAAAGCUCAUGGAUGAAGAACAAUCUAAAACUCAUACACAGACUUUGGCUACUCUUGGAUACCUUGCACCAGAGUAUGGCUCUAAAGGAAUUGUUUCUAGAAAAGGAGAUGUAUACAGCUAUGGAAUUAUGCUAAUGGAAAUCUUCACCAGAAGAAAGCCAACAGAUGAUAUGUUUGAUGCAGACCUAAGUUUGAAAACAUGGAUCAUGGGAUCAUUGCCUAGUUCAAUUAUGGAGGUUGUGGAUUCUAAUUUAAUCCAACAAAAUGAAAAACAAAUCGAUGACAUGUUGACUUAUAUGCCAUCUAUUUUUGGUCUAGCCUUGAAUUGUUGUGAGCAUUCACCUGAAGCAAGAAUUAAUAUGACAGAUGUUAGUGUGUCACUAAUCAAAAUCAAAACUAUGGUCCAAGACAAGAAUAGGGUCUAG